Messenger RNA from Drosophila ficusphila, 3159 nucleotides. Its product is annotated as ran-binding proteins 9/10 homolog. NCBI's taxonomy places the organism in Eukaryota, Metazoa, Arthropoda, Insecta, Diptera, Drosophilidae. The record is from RefSeq and is a predicted model, not a curated record. Gene Ontology annotation, cellular component: cytoplasm. Gene Ontology annotation, molecular function: protein binding. Bases 16 to 3045 code for a protein of 1009 amino acids. The transcript is spliced from 11 exons. Gene Ontology annotation, biological process: cell surface receptor signaling pathway; cytoskeleton organization.
AACAGCAACCAUAACAUGGAGAACAUCGAAGAGGCCCCACCACUCUCCUCGGAGAGCAACAGCAAUAGCAACAACAGCAGCGCCAGCAGCAGCUCCCACCAGCUCUCUCAAUCGGCGGCCAUGGGCGCCCCCGAACCCGAGGUCCCCUCUUCGUCUCAGUCACUCUCUCGUUCGCACUCUCAUUCGCCCACGCCCGGCCCCUCGAGCCCCCAUCCGAAUCCCCUACUGAAUGCAUCUGAACCGGAGGCUCGCGCGAAUUCACCGCAUGAUCACUCACCCACUCCUACUUUCCACCAGACUGCACCGCCACCCACGACUCCAUCGACGGCACCGCAGCGGGAAGAGCAGCCGGAGCAGCAGCAGCAGCAGCCACAUCAACUGCCGCAGGAUCAGCCACUUCAACUGCAGCAGGAUCAGCCACAAAUUGCGGCUUUGCAGGACCAAGAGCCACAGCCUGUGGAGGAUCAGCAAUAUCAUCAGCAGCUUCAAGAGCAACCUCAGCCGUUGCAGGACCAACAGCAGCAUCAAGAGUUGCCAGAACAGCUGCCACAGCCAGAGCUGCACGAACAGCAGCCACAGCCAGAGUUGCAGGAUCAACAGCUGCCACAACAAGCAUUGCAGGAUCAACACCAAGAUCUAACCCAGGAUCAGCCAAAUCAGGAGCUGCAAUCGCCCGAACAACAAUCUCCUUUAGAGUUGCAGAAUCAGGAAGGACCACCGGCAACUCCAACCGACCAAGAUCGUAAUCCCGAGCAGGGACCGAAUGUGCCACUCGUUGGAGAGGCUGAACCAGAAGCCGAGCCACCGCCACCGCUGCUCCUCGAGGAACCGGACGAGCAGGACUCCGAAUCGCAGGAACUGAACGAUCAGCAGCAACAGCAGCAGGCAGUGAUCAUAGACGCCAACGCCAUAGCCGAAACCAUAGACGCCAACGCCGUGGAGCGCAUUGACGACUACGAAGAGGACGACGAGGAGGUGGAUGAGGAGGAGGAAGUGGUAGAAGACCGGGUCGAUAGAGCCGGCGAAGUCGCUUCCGUUUCCGGUGUCCAGCGCCUCCACUCGGUGGCCGUUUUGGCUCGCUACUCCUCAGCUUCACGAGCACCACGAAGCAGCAGCGGCAGCAGCCACCACAACAAUAACAACAAUAGCAACCAUAACAAUAACAACAAUAACAGCAGCGGUCAAUCGCGACGCACUCGCCAUUUUUACAGCAACAACGGCAGUCACUUCAGCAACGACAUGUUCCCCAGCCACGCCCCCCGCAGCAGCACCCAAACCUCGCCACGGGUCGGAGGUCGUCGCCAGCACUCCACUCCGGCUGCCGCCUCCAACUCGCCGCAGCACCAGGGCGUGGAUCCCCUGCGGCUGCUCUAUCCCAAUGUCAACGAGGCAGAGACACCGCUGCCGAGGUGCUGGAGUCCCCACGACAAGUGCUUGUCCAUCGGACUGUCGCAGAACAACCUGAGGGUCACCUACAAGGGCGUGGGUAAACAACACAGUGAUGCCGCCUCCGUGCGCACCGCCUAUCCGAUCCCGUCGUCCUGCGGACUCUACUACUUCGAGGUGAGGAUCAUCUCGAAGGGACGCAAUGGAUACAUGGGCAUUGGUUUGACCGCCCAGCAGUUCCGGAUGAACCGCCUGCCAGGUUGGGACAAGCAAUCGUACGGGUACCACGGCGAUGACGGCAACUCGUUCAGCUCCUCGGGAAAUGGCCAGACCUACGGGCCCACUUUCACCACCGGCGAUGUGAUCGGAUGCUGCGUUAACUUUGUGAACAACACGUGUUUCUACACCAAGAACGGUGUGGAUCUGGGCAUCGCAUUUAGGGAUUUGCCGACCAAGCUGUAUCCAACAGUGGGUCUACAGACUCCCGGCGAGGAGGUGGAUGCCAACUUUGGCCAGGAACCUUUCAAGUUCGACAAGAUCGUGGACAUGAUGAAGGAGAUGCGGUCGAAUGUGCUGCGCAAGAUCGACAGAUAUCCACAUCUCCUGGAGACACCAGAGAAUCUAAUGAAUCGUCUGGUUUCCACCUAUCUGGUGCAUAAUGCGUUUAGCAAGACCGCCGAGGCCUUCAAUGGCUAUACAAAUCUGACAUCCGAGGAGGACUUUGCAUCCAUAAAAAUUCGUCAAAAAAUCAUAAAACUCAUACUGACAGGCAAAAUGAGCCAAGCCAUCGAGCACACACUGCGCUCCUUUCCCGGACUUCUUGAAAACAAUAAGAACCUCUGGUUCGCCUUGAAGUGCCGCCAGUUUAUCGAGAUGAUCAAUGGAGCAGACAUAGAGAAUGUAAACAACAAAGUCACCGCCACCACCCAGACCAUGCCCACAAAUCAGACGUCCGUGAUACAGUCCACCAAGGCGUUCAAGCACAGCAAGAGCGGCAAUGGAAAUGGCAACGUCAACAUCAAUCAGACUCAACAACAACAACAGAACAACACUGCGACUCCAGCUGUGAUAAAGCCACAAGGCGGCGAUAAGCCAGAAAUAAAAAAUAUGAUGGUUGAUGACAACUCCAACAAGUGCGUGGAGCACGACAGCAACAGCAUGGACGUGGAAAUGGAGCCCUGCCAGAGUCACUCCAACGGCGCCGACUCCUGUUCCAAUGGCAAUGCCAGCGCAGCGCGCAACUCUCUAGAUGCCAUCGACGAGGAAAUGGAUGUAGAUGUUUCACCCUCAUCGCGCAGUUGUGGACGCGUUAUCGAGAAGAUCCUCGAGUUCGGCAAAGAACUAUCCAGCAUGGGCCAGCAGCUGGAGAAGGAGAACCUCAUGACUGAAGAGGAGCGUCAAAUGUUGGAGGAUGCAUUUAGCUUGAUUGCCUACUCAAAUCCCUGGUCCAGUCCGCUGGGCUGGCUGCUGUGUCCCUCGCGACGCGAAAACGUUUCCAGCACGCUCAACUCGGCCAUAUUGGAGUCACUGAACUGCGAGCGUCGUCCGCCGCUGGAGUAUCUGGUGGCCCAUGCCUCCGAGCUGAUCAAGGUCAUCGGACAGCACUCGCUGGGCGAGGACGCUUUCAUUACCAUCGACGACGUGUUCCCGCAAAAUUGACCCAGUUCGCCGACGCUGCUGAAGAUGUUCGAGACCACGCUGACCCUGCCGCGCACCAGUGUGCUCACGGAACCGUUGGGCAGCGCCGGAACCGGAACUGGGCCCUCCACAUCG